UUUUAACGUUAACCGGCUUUGAAAAUAUUAAUAUUUAUAAUCCAGUGUUUUUUAUGUGAAUGUUGUGUUGUUAAUAUUCAAUCGUGACAAAUUUGUGGAUGGCUGCACAAUUUUUCUAGUUUGAAGUGGAACAAAAUCUUUCUUUUUGAAUGUCACGUCCAUUUCUGCAACUUUCUGUUCUAUAUUUUUGUUGAAUAUUUAUUUUACUAUUGUUUAUUGCUGCAAUGUUAAACUUUCGAAACGAAAAAGGGCAGCUUUUGUUCGAAGACAAAUGGCCAUCCAUGAGACCAAUUAUAUUGAAGUUGUUGCAGCAAGAACCCGUUACCCAUAACGAAUGGCAAGAUCUAUUCUAUUCCGUCCAUGUUGUUUGUUUGUGGGAUGAAAAAGGCCCACUCAAGGUCAAAGAUGCUCUCAAAGAGGAUAUUAUGGACUUUAUAAAAAGAGCCCAACAGAGAGUAUUGUCACAUCAAGAAGACCAGGCUCUUCUAAAAGCUUACAUUGCUGAGUGGCGUAAAUUUUUCACGCAAUGCAAUUACCUGCCAACACCAUUCCGUCAAUUGGAAAAUUCGUUAGCUGGAAAAACUUCAGCUGCAAAGAAGCCUCCAAAUGAUGAAAGUAUUGUAAGAAAGUUGAUGCUUGACAGUUGGAAUCAAAGUAUAUUCUGUGAUAUCAAACAACGUCUCCAAGACUCAGCCAUGAAGUUGGUGCAUGCCGAAAGAAAUGGAGACGCAUUCGAUUCUCAACUCGUCAUUGGCGUUCGAGAAUCUUAUGUUAAUCUGUGCUCAAACGCAGACGAUAAGCUGCAAAUAUACAGAGAAAACUUCGAGAAAGCCUACAUUGAAUCGACAGAGACGUUCUACAAGAUGAAAGCACCACAAUACCUCCAAGCGAAUGGCGUCCAAAAUUACAUGAAGUAUGCUGAUGCAAAACUUCGCGAAGAGGAGAUUAGAGCGAGAAAGUACUUGGAACCAUGCAGUGGCUCGGUUCAAGUGCUUACUGAAUGCUGUGUGAAUAUUUUAGUUUCAAAUUUCAAGAAUACAGUUCUGUCAGAAUGUGCCGAAUUGAUAAAGGCUAACGAAACCGAAAGACUUCAACUGAUGUUCAAAUUGAUGGACAGAGUUCCGGAUGGUAUAGUAUCUAUGCUACGGGAUCUAGAAGAGCAUAUUGUCAAUGCUGGCUUGGCAGACAUGGUCGCCUCUGCUGAUGUCAUUACUCAGGAUUCAGAGAAAUAUGUAGAAAGACUGCUUGAACUGUUCAAUGAGUUCAGUGAAUUAGUGAAGAAUGCGUUUACUGACGACCCCAGGUUCCUGACAGCGCGAGACAAAGCCUACAAGCAGGUGGUCAAUGAUACAACCGUCUUUCGAUUAGAGCUUCCUACAAAACAGAGCACUGCAAUGAAAUGUCAGCCCGAGUCAAAGUGUCCAGAACUGUUGGCUAACUACUGUGAUAUGUUAUUGAGGAAAACUCCACUGAGUAAACGAUUGACGUCCGAUGAAAUAGAGAGUAAACUGAGAGAUGUGCUUUUAGUCCUGAAAUAUGUUCAAAAUAAAGAUGUGUUCAUGAGGUUUCACAAAGCUCAUCUAACGAGACGAUUGAUUCUUGACACAUCUGCCGAUUCGGAAAAGGAAGAGAAUAUGGUCGAAUGGCUAAGAGAAGUGGGUAUGCCAGCUGAUUAUGUAAAUAAACUAGCAAGGAUGUUCCAAGAUGUAAAAGUCAGUGAAGAUCUUAACCAGCAAUUCAAGGAGACCUACAGAAGUUGUAAAGGAAGUAUAGCAGAUUCUAUAAAUAUAAAAAUACUCAAUGCUGGUGCUUGGGCUCGCGGCAGUGAGAGAGUGACAGUGUCUCUCCCUUUAGAAUUAGAAGAUUAUAUUCCAGAAGUAGAAGAUUUCUAUAAGAAAAAACAUAGUGGGCGAAAACUUCAAUGGUAUCAUCACAUGUCGAAUGGAACGAUAACAUUUGCAAACGCAGUGGGAAGGUUUGACGUUGAUGUAACAACAUUUCAAAUGGCUGUUUUAUUUGCUUGGAACCAAAGACCUCAUGAUCGUAUUACGUAUGAAAACCUACGAUUAGCUACAGAACUACCUGAUCCAGAACUCAGAAGAACUCUAUGGUCUUUAGCUGCAUUUCCAAAAUUGAAAAAACAAGUUAUCUUGUAUACACCGGAAGUGCAAUCGCCAAAGGACUUUGAUGAGCACACAUCAUUCUGGGUUAAUCAAGAGUUUGCUCUUGUGAAAAAUGGUAAGAUACAAAAACGAGGAAAGAUAAAUCUAGUGGGCCGACUUCAACUUUCAACAGAAAGAAGUAAAGAAGAAGAUAACGAAAGCAUAGUUCAACUAAGGAUAUUGCGAGUACAGGAGGCGAUAAUUAAGAUACUUAAAAUGAGGAAGCGAAUAACAAACGUUCAGCUGCAGACUGAGCUGAUCGAUAUUCUAAAGAACAUGUUUUUGCCGAGCAAAAAGAUGAUCAAAGAGCAAAUCGAGUGGCUGAUCGAGCAUAAGUACAUGCGACGGGAUGAGGACGACAUCAACACAUUCAUCUACAUGGCAUGAUUGCUGUGGACUCGAUUCGUUUGGCCAGCUUUAUUGGCAGCUAUCACUGUCACGUGACAUAUGCACAUGACACGGCUACUAAUCGUUCCUAAAGAUGAUGAUGAUGAUGAUAAUUGUCGUCGCAAGAAAACAAUGCCUGUCAAGUGUGUGAGAUUGGUCGUUUUGUGAAAUGAUCUAAACAGUCGCUGAUUGCUACACUGGACCAGUUACUCGACUAAAUUUUAUAGAACGUUUCUUAUUUUCUGCAUAGAAGUGUGAUGUAUUCAUUCAUCUAGUGAUGUAUAUUAUAUUGAUUGACAUCAACACAAUGAGAGAGGAUUCAACUGGCAUUCGCCUCAAACAACAUUUACCAGUUUUCAGAUGCAAAUUAAUGAGAAAUUGUAUGUGUUAAAAUGCUAAUGAAUUAAUUAUUAUUAUUAUUAAACGAUAAUCCAAAGUUAAAUGCUGUUAACCCUGAAAAUUUCUGCAAAAGUGAUUGUAGGGUUUACAGCUAGAAGGAAAUUCGAUUAGUGCUACUAUCCAAAAAUUAUAUGUCAUCGCGGUAAUCGAACCCGGUACCUCCUAAUUGAAAUGGGCAAAUAACAACUUGCAAUUAGGAGGUACCGGGUACGAUUCCCGGGCUGGCAAAUAAUUUCUGGAUAGUACCUCAUCGAAUUUCCUUCCAGCUGUUUACCCUGUAGUCAAUAUUUGCAGUAGCAGGAGUCUUUGGGGUGGCUUACAGCAUUUAACCUUGGUUUUUUUUCAAUAAUAUUUAUUUAUCAGUUUCCCAAAUUUGAAAUGAACAGACUAGAGGUCAUGUUAUUUCACCUUUUAAGCCCUUAUUUGCAAUGAAUUGCUGCUUUGGGCAUAAAUAGAAUAGCACAGUUUUUUAUGGGAGUGUUCAUACAUGUCAUUCUGGCAAUGUGUGAACACACUUAUUUGAGUCAUUGGGCUAAUGCUAUUCUUUCUGUACAGAAGAGCACUAAUUCUUUAGAAAGCAGGGCUUUUUUAAGUCUGUAACAUGCAUCAUAGUCCAGUCAAUAUAGACAUAAAAAAGGGAGUGUGCUUGCAAUGUACAAUGUAGUUAUGAUUUUCUAAUAUAUUAUUUGGAUACAUGAGAGAAGUCCAGAACCAAUUUUUUCCUUCAAAUUUCCUUGUGCUAGAUACAGUGGCCCAAAAACCUAGUAUUUUCUGUUUAUUUUCCAGUUUUCAGCCAUUUCCGCCAAAUCCAGUAAUCGGACACAAAAAUUUGCUCUCGCCUUAUUUUAGAUUAUAAAAUUCUGCAUACAAUGAGAUCAUUCGGAACUGUCUAUCUUCAAUUCCAUUAAUUAAUAUACAAACAAGCAAUCUAAUCAAUAAUAUGUACAUAAUAUUCAAAAAUAAAAUAGGCCUAUAUGAAAUUUACUACAAAUAUAAAUAAAUAGCAUUUUUUUCGGAAAUUAACCUACUCAACUAUGGGGAAACCCAUGUACUAGAGUACCAAGUCCAAUGAGUACUAAGUUAUAAUUUUUUCAAAAAUGAGUAAAAUUUUAAGAAAAAAUCAACUUUAAUGAAUUUUAGUUUUU
Molecule: messenger RNA, 4093 nt
Organism: Nilaparvata lugens (brown planthopper)
Lineage: Eukaryota; Metazoa; Arthropoda; Insecta; Hemiptera; Delphacidae
Gene: Cul5
Product: cullin-5
Exons: 16
Coding region: 225-2549 (774 amino acids)
Biological process (GO): SCF-dependent proteasomal ubiquitin-dependent protein catabolic process; protein ubiquitination
Cellular component (GO): SCF ubiquitin ligase complex; Cul5-RING ubiquitin ligase complex
Molecular function (GO): ubiquitin protein ligase binding
Source: RefSeq, a predicted model, not a curated record